Arctia plantaginis is the source of this 1140-nucleotide messenger RNA. NCBI's taxonomy places the organism in Eukaryota, Metazoa, Arthropoda, Insecta, Lepidoptera, Erebidae. The record is from the annotation of a GenBank genome assembly.
AUGAUCAAUCUUCAAUUUCCAUCGUCCGAAGCACUUAGUGGCCAAUUGUCUCGAGAAAGCAUGGAUACAGUUCGGGAGGGGUAUGUCAAGGGUGGAGCCGAGUUUGAACCAGAAGGUGGUGCACAGAAUGCCAUGCAAAGCUAUGUACAUACACAAGCUGUGGCGGACAAGACCGUAGCCGAUUGCGUGGAAGCUAUCAUCGGUACAUAUCUCUUGAGUGGAGGUAUUCAAGGAGCCAUCAAAGUUAUAGAAUGGAUGGGGAUUUUACCUACUAAGGAUUCCUUUUCAGAAUUAUUGCACAAAAAAGUAUCGCCUUUAGUCACAGAUCAAACAGCAACAAUCAGUGAUAUAGAUUAUUUACUGUCCCACAGCAGAACAGAUGUAGAAACGAUAUUAAAUUAUAAAUUCAAUGAUCCGUCUUUCUUACUUGAGGCGCUAUCACAUUCAUCUUACAUUCGUAACCGAUUGACACGUUCUUACGAACGCCUCGAGUUUCUAGGAGAUGCCGUCUUGGACUUCCUCAUUACAUCACAUAUAUAUGAAAACUGUUGUGAACUGAAGCCUGGCGAGAUGACCGAUCUUAGGUCUGCUCUAGUCAACAACGUCACGUUCGCCUCUUACAUUGUCAAGUUGGGACUGCACAAAUUCCUUUGCUCCGAGUUGAAUGCAACGCUCUCGAAAGCCAUCAUAAUGUUCGUGGAUCAUCAGACUCAAAGAGACCAUGUUAUUGUAGAAGAUGUUCUCUAUUUAAUAGACGAGGAAGAGUGUCAAAUGGCUGAAUAUGUUGAAGUGCCGAAGGUGUUAAGUGAUAUGUUCGAAGCUUUAGUCGGAGCGAUAUACUUGGACAGCGGCGGUGACCUAAAGCUUGUCUGGUCUGUAAUCUACCGCAUAAUGCACGAAGAAAUACAUUCGUUUUCAUAUCGUAUACCGCAGCAGCCCGUCAAAGUGCUCUAUGAAAGGAUACACGCCUGUCCUAUGUUUGGCAAAGCAAUUGUAAUCGACCCGGACUUACCAAAGAUAAAGGUAUCGGUAACUAUUACAAAGAACGAUCGACAGCACACGGUGUUCGGCAUUGGACGUAACAAGUCUCAAGCUAAACGGGCAGCUGCUAAAGUAGCUCUCAAAGUAUUAAGUCUUUAA